GCUUCGUUCCCUCUUUCCUCGUUUUACAGAGAUAUUGUACUUCUAUAAUUCUUCAAGUAGUCUCAUCGUUUCUAACAAUACAUAAACAAAAUGGAGAGAUCAGAUGGAAAAAAAUAUGAUGAGAAUGGUCUGCUAAUCAUCAAGCCACCACCUUUGAUAAUGAGAUUUGGUGUGGUGGAACCUAAGUCACCACCUUCGCCAACCGAUUCUGAAAUCGAGCAAGCAGAGCUGUGGGAACAAUUUCAUCUCCUCAGCAAAUCAAAUGAUCAAGUCAAGCAAAAUCUUCCAAAAAAGGACAAAGACAUCUCAGUCGAUAAAACUCCCCACACACGUUGUACAAAACCGGAACAUGAAUUGAUUCUGGAUCUGGAGAUAGGAUUGAAGUGCAUGCAUUGCGGAUUCGUGGAGAGAGAAAUUCGAAACAUGGACACAUCCGAAUGGGGAGAGAUGAAGAAGAUAAAGAGGAAGAGGUCUGGAAUGUCAUCGAAAUUCACAUGA
This is a messenger RNA of Eutrema salsugineum, 498 nucleotides long. Its product is annotated as SNF2 domain-containing protein CLASSY 3-like. NCBI's taxonomy places the organism in Eukaryota, Viridiplantae, Streptophyta, Magnoliopsida, Brassicales, Brassicaceae. The transcript has 3 exons. The record is from RefSeq and is a predicted model, not a curated record. Gene Ontology annotation, biological process: gene silencing by siRNA-directed DNA methylation. Bases 91 to 498 code for a protein of 135 amino acids.